Spinacia oleracea (spinach) is the source of this 2567-nucleotide messenger RNA. Its product is annotated as serine/threonine-protein kinase BSK1. The transcript has 9 exons. The record is from RefSeq and is a predicted model, not a curated record. The coding region runs from base 376 to 1896 and encodes 506 amino acids. Gene Ontology annotation, molecular function: protein kinase activity; ATP binding; protein binding. Gene Ontology annotation, biological process: protein phosphorylation; brassinosteroid mediated signaling pathway. Lineage: Eukaryota; Viridiplantae; Streptophyta; Magnoliopsida; Caryophyllales; Amaranthaceae.
ACAUCAACUGAUAUUCCAUAAAAAAUAAAAUUGAGCCACUAGACAUAUAAAUCAAAGAAUCUCACAACCAAUUCCUGUUUUCCCACUUUCCAUUCCCAUUUCCCCAACUUUUUUCUCUCUCUCCCUCUCCUUUUUCUCUCUUUCGUUGUGAAUAUGCACACGGUUGGGUUGAAUUGGAAAGACAAAACUCCAUAAUUUUGGUUUCUCUCUCUAUUUUUCCCUCACUGAUUGAAGCUCAAAGUUGCCAGCUUACUCAAAUGCUUUUCUUCUGACAACCAAAAAGCAUCACCAAAACAAAACACCCAACCAAAAAAAUCUAAUAGAAAAAAGUAAAUAAAUAAUUAUAAAAAUUAUCACCCAUUAAUUAAUUUCAACAUGGGGUGCUGUCAAUCCUCAGAAAACAACCCAGAAAAACACCCCAACAACACCAAUUCUAACCUACCUCUUCAUCACCAGCAAACACCGUCUACUGAUGGUGGUGGUAUAGUAGGAGGCGGCGGUGGGGUCGGUGGUGCUGGUGGAGUUCCUGCUUUUGCUGAGUUCUCCUUUGCUGACUUGAAAUCAGCAACAAAUAGUUUCAGUUCGGAGUUUAUAGUGUCAGAAAGUGGUGAAAAAGCCCCUAAUUUUGUUUAUAAAGGCCGCCUCAAGAAUCAACAGUGGAUUGCUGUUAAGAAGUUUACCAAAUUAGCUUGGCCUGAUCCUAAACAGUUUGCGGAAGAGGCUUGGGGAGUAGGGAAAUUAAGGCACCAAAGGCUUGCAAAUUUGAUUGGAUAUUGCUGUGAUGGUGAUGAGAGAUUGCUGGUUGCGGAGUUUAUGCCUAAUGAUACUCUUGCCAAGCAUUUGUUCCACUGGGAAAACCAGACAAUUGAGUGGGCAAUGCGACUGAGAGUAGCUCUUAAUGUUGCUGAAGCCUUAGAUUACUGCAGUUCUGAAGGUCGUCCAUUGUACCAUGAUCUAAAUGCUUACAGGGUUCUCUUUGAUGAGAACGGUGAUCCUAGACUUUCAUGUUUUGGAUUGAUGAAAAACAGUAGGGACGGAAAAAGUUACAGCACAAAUCUUGCCUACACCCCUCCAGAGUAUCUAAGAAAUGGAAAAGUUACUCCUGAAAGUGUUAUUUACAGUUUUGGUACGAUUCUUUUGGAUUUGCUGAGUGGAAAGCACAUACCUCCAAGUCAUGCCCUAGACAUGAUACGUGGAAAAAAUAAUAUCCUAUUAAUGGAUUCCCAUCUGGAAGGAAAAUUUUCCGCUGAGGAUUCUAAUGCAGUUGUUAAUCUGGCUUCUCAAUGUUUGCAAUAUGAACCUCGGGAGCGGCCAAACACCAAGGAUCUUGUUUCAACGCUUUCCCCAUUGAAUACAAAUCCUGAAGUUGCAUCACAUGUGAUGCUUGGGAUAUCACAGCAAGAGGAAGCACCUCCUACCCCGCAGCGGCCUCUUUCUCCGAUGGGUGAAGCAUGCUCUCGGAUGGAUCUAACAGCGAUCCAUCAGAUAUUGGUUAUGACACACUACAGAGAUGACGAGGGAACAAAUGAGCUAUCUUUUCAAGAAUGGACACAACAAAUGAGAGAUAUGCUGGACGCAAGGAAGCGGGGAGACUAUGCUUUUAAGGACAAAGACUUCAAAGUAGCCAUUGAUUGUUACUCUCAGUUUAUAGAUGUGGGGACUAUGGUGUCGCCGACUGUGUAUUCAAGGAGAAGCUUGUGCUAUCUGAUGAAUGACCAAGCAGAUGCAGCACUAAGAGAUGCAAUGCAAGCACAAUGUGUGCACCCUGAUUGGCCAACAGCCUUCUAUAUGCAGUCAGUUGCUCUUGCUAAGCUUGAUAUGCAGAAGGAUGCUCUUGACAUGUUAAACGAAGCGGCUGGCCUUGAAGAAAAGAGGCAGAAAGGCGGAAGAAGUUAGUCAUCCACAAAACCUGACUUUGCAUUUCUGUAAAAUCUGAGAUGGAAAUGGAAGUUUCUUAUUGAUGCAAAAAUUGCAUCAUUCUUACACUUUCGAUUGUAUGAUUGUGUGGUCAUUAUUGUAUGUUACUGGGGGGGGGGGGGGGGGGGGGGGGACUGUAAUUUGAGAAAAAAAAAAGGGGGUAAAGAAAAAAAAAGAAAAUGAAAUUUGCAAACAAAGAUGCAAAUUAUUCUUUCACCGUUCAUUUGUUAAUCAUAUUGAUGUUCCAAACGCAACACCGAUUAUUAACAAGUCUUAAAAGAGGAAUGAUUAUCACCAUUUCUUACUUAAAUCUUUGUACAGACAACCUGUUUGAACUUUGAACAGCUAGGGAAACGUUGUUAAUAUACAAUUACAAACUGGUUGUUACAGUUUUUCCGUCUCCACAUUUACCAAAGCUACGAAAUUGAGGUGAGUGUCGGGCUGGGCUGGACCUGGUACUGGCCGAUGAAUCAACUGAGUUGGGCUAGACUGGGAGGCUGGAUGUUUUAACGGACUACUAUAAAUUUGGAUAAAAUCAAGUUGGACCUGAUGUCGAGUUUAGGCCUUUGUUUUGGCUUAACUGCAGUUUCAUAAUUUCGCACUUCAGUUCAAUUUAACUUAUUAUUAUUAUUAUAUUAUUAUUAUUGUUA